Messenger RNA from Syzygium oleosum, 1216 nucleotides. RefSeq names its product pentatricopeptide repeat-containing protein At1g62350. The record is from RefSeq and is a predicted model, not a curated record. Bases 415 to 1101 code for a protein of 228 amino acids. NCBI's taxonomy places the organism in Eukaryota, Viridiplantae, Streptophyta, Magnoliopsida, Myrtales, Myrtaceae. The transcript has 4 exons. Gene Ontology annotation, molecular function: protein binding.
UGCUCCGUGGCGUUUCGGUUUUUUGCUUACACCGGUAGUUAGGGGUUUGGGCCCGUUGGGCGAUUUUGAAUCCGGGUCGAAGAAGGUGGAAGCAUUCUCACCGAGCCUUCGGAUAUAAAUUUCUGCUCGCUUACCAUAGGGUUGUUGACGAGGAACGAAUAGGGGGGUUUUUGUAUUUGCUCGCGCUUUCGUAUGCAGAGAUUUAUCGAGUUCUAGGUGUGACUUUUGAGGAAUUGGCAAGAGAUUUAUCAUGUUUCUUGCCAAUUGAUGCUUGUUCUCUGAAUAUUGGCGGGGUGCGAUUGCUCGGCGCUUCGGUUUUCUUCGGGUUUUUCCGAUUUAGCCGCCAUCAGGGACUUGAUUCAUUGGUCAAAUCUGUUUGGGGUUUGCACGAAGCUGUGCUUUCGCAGGAUUCGGAUGUGUUUAAGAGUGCCCCUCUUUUCAUAUCUUCAAAAGAUAUCGCAGUAUGUGAGGACAACCUCGAGUCCUAGCCUGUCAAUAUGGAGGAGGAAGAAGGAGAUCGGGAAAGAGGGUUUGAUUGUGGCCAAGGAGCUCAAGCGUCUCCAAUCCAACCCAGUCCGGCUCGACCGGUUCAUCAAGUCCCACGUCUCGCGGCUGCUCAAGUCCGACCUAGUCUCUGUCCUUGCCGAGUUCCAGAGGCAGGAUCAGGUCUUUCUCUGCAUGAAGUUGUAUAAUGUGGUGCGCAAAGAGAUAUGGUACCGGCCGGACAUGUUUUUCUACAGGGACAUGCUGAUGAUGCUCGCAAGGAACAAAAAUGUGCAUGAGUUGAGGCGUGUGUGGGAAGAUCUGAAAAGGGAGGAAGUUCUGUUUGAUCAGCACACUUUUGGGGACAUAAUGAGGGCCUUCUUGGAUAGCGGACUGCCCUCGGAGGCUAUGGAGAUAUACGACGAAAUGAGACAGUCUCCUGAUCCUCCACUCUCGCUGCCUUUCCGCGUGAUAUUGAAAGGGCUUAUUCCGUACCCAGAAUUGAGAGAGAGGGUGAAGGACGACUUCCUGGAGCUCUUUCCGAGCAUGAUUGUGUACGACCCACCUGAAGACUUGUUCGAAGAUGAAGAAUUGAUAAAGGAGAGUGAAGAUGAUUAGAGGCGCUCUUCAUGAAGUGGUGUUAUAUAUCUUUGGACUCAUCACUCCUUUUUCUUAUUUACAGAAUGAGUCUUCCUAAGGUACUCUCAUUGCUCGAUUUCAUCCUUUUAACUAA